CGACACGUCAGGCUUGCGCCGUAUUCCAAAUAGCUCCUUUACUCCCUAUUAAAGUGCUUGACGUAUAGUGUAAAAUAAGGAAUUUUUUUUAACAGCCUAGGCAGUGCACUAAUUUUCAAUACAGUUGUAUUUGGGAUUGAGCCACCUAGACAUAAAUGUUCAGCUCUCCUUCUUCAUUCAUGCUGCCAAGAAAGUCAAGAAGCGUAUGAAAUAUAAUCAGGAUGGGUAGAGGCUACAUUGUUGAGGAGUGUGUGGAGAAGUACCUGACUAACCUGUCAGCAGCUGCUGGGUCAUGUGAGACUGGACUUUUUAUCGGCCAGUGUUCAGCACAGAGGGACUUUGUGGUUCUGGCUGUGCGGACGCCUCACAGAGAAACUGAGGGAGCCGCUGAGAGCCAGAGAACGCUGAGCUCACUGGACAACAUUGAUGUGGAGUGGGUUGCCGAGCAUGCCAGACAGGUUUCUCGGAUGCUACCUGGAGGCCUGAGCGUUCUCGGUUUGUUUCUCAUCGCACCACCUGAGGUGUCAAAAGAAGCCCAGAACACGCUGAAAAAGCUUGUCUUUUCUGUGGAUAAAUCCAUAUCCAAAAGCAAGCUGUGGGACCUGUCAGAGGAUGACGUAACUGAGCGCAUCACCCUGCACAUCUGUUCCAAAACAAGGAAAGCUGUCUGCAAAACAUUUGAUGUUAAAGAUCCAAAGUGUUCAGCGAAGCCUGCAGAUUGGAGGUAUCAGAGUGGCAUCUCAUCCUCAUGGCCUCUGAUCACCUGCAGUGUGCAGCUCGACUUGCAGAUCCCUGUCACAUCAGAAAAUGUCGACGAGUCCAUAAAGGACGGACUGAGGAUGUGGGCUAAACAGAUCGAGGCUGCUCUCUGUCUCAUAAACGGCAAAGCUGUGACAGAUGACUCCGAGCUCCUAUUAGGGCCAAAAAAGAGCACGAAGGCGAGCCAGCAGCAGACAGUUCAAGCGCAGCUCCUCAUCCUGACAGAGGACGCAGAUGCAGGCCAGAUGUCCAGCGCUGUAGUGCAGGAGUGCAGCGGCUCGGUAUGUGUGAGAGGAGCAGUUCACUGCAGAGCUUACAUUCACACCAACAAACCUAAAACCAGACACGCCGCACAGGCAAUCAAGAGGGACGUAGUGAACACAGUUUUCAGCCGCGUGGAGAUGCUUCUGGAGGAUCUGCUCAUGAGUGAAGCAGCAGAUCUAGCUUGUGGGCAGCAGGAUCUACCACGGCGUGUGUUUGCCCCCCUAUCAGGCUCUGGCCUGAGUGUGUGUGACUACAUUUUCCCAGAUGAGAGCACUGCGGACGUGGCUGAGCGGUUUAAAGAAAUGCUCGGGUGUGACUUAUCAGAGGGGGAUGUGGACACCAGCAUGGAGGCUCAGACAUGUUUCUCUGUUUUGGGAGUGGAAGAUGGAUGUGACGAAGAAGCUACUCAAGUACCUACACAAUCCAGCGCUGAAACCGUGCCAAAAAAGAAUGCAGCAAUACAAUAUGCAGCAGGCAUGGCGGUGGCAGCUGCGGUCGCCCUCUUGGCCACAGCAACCUCUCUACUCUAUCUUACUGAGUAACAGCGAGACCACAGUUGUUUAUUAAAACUUUAUCAAAAUAAAUUAAUAAACUAUAGAAAAUUACUUUUCUAUCUCUUCAAAUGACAUAUUUUCUGAAUUACAAUUGUAAAUUAUAACUUGUUAUAAUUGUCCACAAGAUAAAAAAAAAAAAAAGAUCAAACUAAACAAAUAUUAAAACCCGCAUCAACAUAUUACAUUUAUUUAACGAAGGAUGGGACAAAUGUUCCAUUAAUCAUUAAGAUUUUAAUGAUUUUUUUUUUCCACCCUAUUAAAAUUUUCUCACUGACCCAUAAUAGAAUUGAGGCAGUGACUCACUGAUGGCUGUAAUACAGGAACCUGUCCAACUGGAGCGGUUUCCAAGCAAUGAGCAGUGUCCUCAUUCUCCUGUUAUGGGUUCCAUCACUAAACACUUCAUUCAUUAAUAAAUUAUGAAUUGUUGUUUUGUCUCAGUGUCGCACACACACAACAUCAAAGACAUGUUGUGCAGUCCUGCAGACAUUCAUGCAUAAUUAUACAUUGAAUUAUUCAUAAGUUUUUGUGAAUUGAAAUCAGUGGUCUUAGGACAUGUAUGUACUGUAAUGUGACUUGCACACUGGCUGGCGAUUUAGUCCCAUUGCAACCAAAGAUGGCUGAUGACAAAUUUUUGGCAGUGUAAUAAAUUUUUGAUUAAAA
Molecule: messenger RNA, 2237 nt
Organism: Ictalurus punctatus (channel catfish)
Lineage: Eukaryota; Metazoa; Chordata; Actinopteri; Siluriformes; Ictaluridae
Gene: odr4
Product: odr-4 GPCR localization factor homolog
Exons: 14
Coding region: 222-1565 (447 amino acids)
Biological process (GO): intracellular protein localization
Cellular component (GO): endomembrane system
Source: RefSeq, a predicted model, not a curated record